UUGCCGCAAGGGGUCACUGUUCGAUCAUUAACGUCCAAGAAAUAAGAAAACUAUCCGGAACAAACCAACAAACUCACUGAAUAACCGUUUCGGCCCACAGGGGUUGAUGGAUUUGAUGAAGCAGACGAUUGGUUGCUCUUUUAAACGUUUUUUAAAUGUCUAAACAAACCCAACUCUGCAAACUACAUAGUUUUUCUGGAGCCACUUAUCGGCGUGUGGUCUCCCUCGUCCCAGUCCCACACCUUGAGGCGCCAGGACAGGUGACGUGAUGCCUCAUAACGGUUUGAACUAUGACGGUAGAAGAGGAGGAACGCGUCACAGCAGCCGGAGAGACAACUAUCGGGUCCCAUUCACAGGUUUGGUGAAUGGAGCCGUCACGCACAACGGCUGGCCAGCCGCUGCCACCGAGAGCGAGCCGGCCGGCACGGGGAAUGGCGCCGAACGCCCGUGCGUGGUCAACGGUGACGUCGACCACUGGUACAAGGCCAAGAGCGCAAAGGCAGCGCCCCCGAGCACACACGGGAAACAGGGAGGCAUCGCUUCAGCUGGCAAUCCCCGUGGUAUUUCGGGGAAGGGGCCCGCCGGUCGACACGUUGCCGCCUCGGCCUGGAAUUCGGAACAAAUGGCACCACAAAUCAUCCCGUCAGCAACGGCCAAGAACCAGUGGAGAAGGAGGACGUUCAGGCGUGAGAAGAGAAACAUGGCAACCAGUACAAAGAACCCUCCACUCCCACUGAUGCCACCGCAGGAGGAGGAGGACUGGGAAAAUGAGAUCCAGGAGGUCACGCUGACCCACUCGGAAAAUAACUGUGACAACAUCCAACCCUACGGGCCACAGGAUGUGAUCCAUUUGUCUUUUCGGGAUUUGACGCUUCAGCAAAGGGACGCAGUCGACCUGCCGGUGACCGACAGUUACAACCCGGCCGUGCACCACCGAUGCCCCGUCCGCUGGAGCUGCCACAACGUCUCCGCGGAGCAAGACCAGUACGCAGACGCUGACGAGUAAGCCAGACGUGUUGCUGCGUGAGAGGACUGGUCGACCAAAAAGAGCCGCCGACGAGUUCUGCUGUGUAUCUAGUUUGCCGGCGUUGGCAUUGUACGGAUUUGUAGGAUCCUGUUUGGUCAGCAGCUGUCCCAUUUCUCCUCAUCUAAAACAUUAGUGGGCGAAUAUUCCAUUUUCUCUUAGGUUAUCAUCUAUACAAAGCUUCAAAAUCUAAUUAUAUUGCUAUUUUAGUUCUUCGGUUGCAUUCAGGUAUUUUUUUCUUAUCGUAGCUUUGGUUUUAUAUUUAUAUUUUAUAUCGCACCAUAUUAAUUUAGUUAACUUUUGUGAUCUUAAAGAAUGAUUUUAGAUAAACUGGCAGACUUUUCUGUUGUACCACUUCAGUGACUGUUGUUACUGAAAGGGUCAUGCAUUUACCCUUCUUUCCUUAUCUUCAUCAUUUUCUGCGAGAAUUCCAAGAAAGGAAGCAAUGUUUUUUAUGUCCAUGUUAUUCCUGUGUUUUAAAAUGCCUGAAGUAGGAACACCGUUUUCAUAGUUGGUAAUUAAUUGUGUUUAUCCAAUUUGCAUGUUCGCAACAAGUACGUGAAGCAACCAUUUUAAUUUGGGCAGAGCCAAUUUGAGUUUAGAAUUAUGGUCUGCCCUUUCAGACUUUAAUUUUUCACGACUGCAAUAAAUCAAAUCCUCUUCUACCUAUCUUGUGGUCAAAGCGUGCAUGUUUACCUCCGCUGGUCACAACGUUGCCCAGUUCAAAUCCCACUGCUUCAUAUUCGAUGGGAGAUUUGAGAAGCAAUGACCGCUUUUGGCCACUAGAUGGGAGGGCUG
Molecule: messenger RNA, 1822 nt
Organism: Pseudoliparis swirei
Lineage: Eukaryota; Metazoa; Chordata; Actinopteri; Perciformes; Liparidae
Exons: 4
Coding region: 269-1006 (245 amino acids)
Source: RefSeq, a predicted model, not a curated record